AUGAGAAGUCUAAUCUUCUCACUUCUCCUCGUCGGUGUCUACGGCGGUGCAUCGAACACCGUAAACACUUGGAAUGGAACUCUCUCUUACAUUGAAGAUUGGGGAUAUGUCAAGAUUCGUGACAACGCAAACACUUUCUGGUGGCUCUACUCCGUGCAACCGUCUAACAAUCGACCGCUUUUCCUUUGGCUCCAGGGAGGACCCGGCUCGUCAUCAUCUGGCUACGGUAAUCUCGAGGAACUCGGCCCAAAAGAUCUCGAUGGGAAAGAUAGAGCGAGUACUUGGCUCCAAGUAGCCGAUUUGGUCUUUGUCGACAAUCCAGUCGGUGCCGGCUUCUCCUACGUGGAUGACUCGAGCGCUUACACAAAAAAUGUGACACAAAUUGGCCAAGAUCUUCUCGCAUGGGCGAGAGCCUUUUUCACUGUCCAUCCCGAGUACCGAACUCGUCCCUUCUACAUCUUUUGCGAGAGCUACGGUGGAAAGAUGAGUGCCGAGUUUGCGAGAGUCAUCGUGCAGAACAACAACAUCUUGAGGAUUAACUUUAAAGGAGUGGCGCUUGGCGACUCGUGGAUCUCGCCGAUGGACUAUGUGAAUAGUUGGGGGCCAUAUUUGUAUGCUAAUUCCUACCUGGACGAUAUCCAGUUGAAACAAGUGAACGCUCAGGCGGCUCAUUGUCAGAAAUUGGUUGACAACCAACAGUGGAGUCAAGCGACAAACUGUUGGGGAGAUAUGGAGGAUCUGAUUGGAACGGUAACCGGUGGAGUCUCAUGGUACAACAUUUUGAAGUACGGAGAUCAAGAUGAUUGGUCAAAGAAGAGAAGAAAGAGGGAAAUCGAUCUGGAUAAGGACAAUCACGUGCUACCUGAGACAAUUCAACGCUUGUACAACCGUCACGUGAAACCGAUGUACGAUGUGGAUCUAAAUGAUUACAUGGACACGGUGGUCAGACAAAAGUUAGGCAUCAUUCCGCCGAAAGUCAAGUUUGGAGGUCAAUCCAAUCAAGUCUUCUCGAUGCAAUACGGUGAUUUCAUGGUGCCUAACUAUGAUACAGUUGAUUGGCUUCUCAAAAAUCAAACGAAUGUCAUCGUUUACAAUGGAAAUCUUGAUCUCAUCUGUGACACGAUUGGCACGGAAAUGUGGGUGAAUCGAUUGACGUGGACGGGCAUGCAAGGAUGGAAUACGUCAACUCGUACGCGUUUCGGCACGAAGAGCUUCCCAUUGGCCGGCUACGUGAAACGUUACGGAAACUUUCAAUUCUGGUGGAUUCUCCGAGCCGGGCACAUGGUGGCUCACGACACCGAGGAGUCAUCAAUCUACAUGCUCUCACAAAUCCUUAAAACAACC
This is a messenger RNA of Mesorhabditis belari, 1344 nucleotides long. The record is from the annotation of a GenBank genome assembly. Lineage: Eukaryota; Metazoa; Nematoda; Chromadorea; Rhabditida; Rhabditidae.